Aureobasidium melanogenum CBS 110374 is the source of this 1236-nucleotide messenger RNA. RefSeq lists its product as uncharacterized. Bases 1 to 1236 code for a protein of 411 amino acids. The transcript has a single exon. The record is from RefSeq and is a predicted model, not a curated record. Lineage: Eukaryota; Fungi; Ascomycota; Dothideomycetes; Dothideales; Saccotheciaceae.
AUGCACUUCGCUACUUUCCUCCCCGUUAUGGCCUUCGGUGCCGCUCUCGUCCAGGCUGUCCCUGCUGACGACCUCGUCGCCAGAGGAGCUGUCUGUGUUGACAGCGACAUGGCUCGUGUCCGCGCUGCUGAGAGCUCCCCCGUUACCUUCUGUAACAACUGGAUCAACGCUGCCACCCACUCUUCCUCGCCUGUCAACGGCUUGACCAUGAAGCGUGUCUCGGCUGCUUGCCAGUGUAUCGUCUCUGAGGCCAAGAAGGCUGCUGCUUCCUCCUCCAAGGCAUCGGCCCUUUCGGUUGCCUCCAAGUCCCGCGCUUCUGCCUCUUCUGUCCUCUCUGCCUCCAGAGCCUCUGUCUCCAAGUCUAAGGCUUCCGUUGCCUCAGUCUCCAAGGCUUCCCGUGUCUCGGUCGCUUCGGUCUCCAAGGCCUCUGCCAUCUCUCGCGUCUCUGCUGCUCAAGCUUCGGCUGCUGCUUCCAGAGCUUCUGUUGCCUCCGUUUCCAAGGCUUCCGUCUCCAGCUCGCGUGCUUCUGUCGCCUCCGUCUCCAAGGCCUCUGCCGCUUCUCGUGUCUCGGCUGUUCAGGCUUCCAUCUCUUCUUCCAAGUCCCUCGCUGCCUCCAUCUCCCGCGCCCAGGUCUCUGCCUCUCAGGCAUCUGUCAUCUCCGUCUCCAAGGCUUCCCGCUCUUCGGCCAUGCUUGCUUCUCAGUCUAGCGCUCACAUGGUCGCCGCUUCUCAGGCUUCCGUCUCCGCUGCCUCUGUUGCCUCUGCCAAGUCUGUUGCUGCAUCCGUCUCCAGAGCCGAUGCUUCUUCCUCCAGACUCGCUUCCGUCUCCGCCUCCAAGGCCUCGGCUGCUUCUGUUGCCUCUUCCAUCUCCUCCGCAUCUUCUGUCUCCGCUGCCUCCGCUGCCUCUGCCGCCAAGGUUUCCAGCAUUGCCUCUCGCUCAUCUGCCUCUGCUGCUUCUCUUGCUUCUUCCAUCUCUGCCGCUUCGGUCUCCCGCGCUUCGGUCUCUGCUGCUCGUGCCUCGGACGCCUCCGUUGCCAGCUCCAUCUCUUCCGCCUCCAAGGUCUCUGCCUCCUCGGCCAUGUCUGUCUCUCGCGCCUCUGUCGCCUCUGCCUCGCGUGCCUCCGUCUCUGCCUCGCGCGCCUCGGUCGAGUCUGCCUCUCGCGCAUCUGCCUCUGCCUUUGCCACCGCCAUUGUUCCCUUCAACGGCACCACCAACGCCAACCGCUUCCGCCACUAG